Carica papaya (papaya) is the source of this 961-nucleotide messenger RNA. RefSeq names its product ubiquitin hydrolase. NCBI's taxonomy places the organism in Eukaryota, Viridiplantae, Streptophyta, Magnoliopsida, Brassicales, Caricaceae. The record is from RefSeq and is a predicted model, not a curated record.
AGUUUGACAAAACAUAAGCCCCCUAACUUUUUCUUUCUCAUCUUUCUUCUCUCCUCUUCUUCAAGUACUGUGCUCCAACUGUUUUCCAUAAAAGCAAACUCCAAACUUUCUCUCUCUAAAUUAACCAUUCUUCUGUGUUUGCCUAUACUUAUACAGAAUCUAUAUCUAUAUCCUCUGUGGGUUUUUUUUUUUUUCCAAUCCCCAUUCCCUAUACCUUCUUUUAAACACCUUUUUGAGCAACUCCAUCACCUUUACAUACAUUCCUUCCACCUUUCGCGAUGGAACAUGAUCAGUACUACUACAAGAGAAGUGGGCAAAUACCAGCAUUUGGAGACUGGGAUCAUGCAAAUGAUCUACCAAUAACUCAGUAUUUCGAGAGUGCAAGACAAGCUGGUUUACUGAGGUUCAGUUCUUCAUCUGGUGAAUCAGAUCCUUAUAACUUUAAUCGUCUUGCUGGCGGUGGAACUAAUAACAAUAAUGAUUUAUAUGCUGUUGAUUUCAAGAAACAUUCUCGUACUCUGGAUCCUCCAAAUAAAAAGGUGAGAGUGGGGGAAAAGCGAGGCGCGCACGUCAAGGAGCAGAGAAAGCAAGGGAAGGUGUGUGACGUGAGUGAACCGGCAAGUAAAGGGAGUAAGCAGCUGCAAAACGACGUCGUGAGAUCGAGAUUGCCUGUUAGGCCCCACAAACCCGUCGAUGAAGAUCUCUACAAGAUUCCUCCGGAGCUCCUCCGCUCUUCAAAACGGAAGAAAAUGCCAGGACUAUUCUCAUGCUUGGUACCGGCCUGUGCAACUUGAAAUGGGUUUGAUUGAUUAAUACAGAAGGUUAAAUAUGUAAUUUAAUGUUUAAUUUAUUAGUUAAAAGUACAUUAAUUAUUAGUAAUAUAUGGUUUAGUUGUAGCUAAGACCAAACUUAUUCAUGGAUGAGAUAUGACAGUGAGACAAUAUUAUUGCUAGUGGUGAAA